AUGGAAUUAAACGAAAAGAUUUUACAUAGAUUAGAGAAGAAUGAUAAAGUAGAUACCUUACAGUUAGCUAGUGAAUUUAACGAGGACCACCAGAAAAUCGUUGGUGCAGUGAAGAGUUUAGAAGCUCUUGAGAUGGUCACCUCGGAGGCUACUAAGAAUACCCGAUGGGAACUGACGGAGGAAGGUCAGCAAGUGGCCGCCAAUGGCAGUCAUGAAGCGGUGUUGUACCGGAGUGUCCCAGAGUCCGGCAUAACUCAAGCUGAACUCAUGAAGAGUGCACCAAAUGCAAAAGUUGGUUUUAGUAAAGCAAUGUCAUCAGGAUGGAUAUUAAUAGACAAAUCAGGAGGAGCACCCCUUGUCAAACGUAAAGUUGAAACCAUCACGGACACAGUACAGGAACAUUUAAAUGAAAUUAAGAAGGGCAUAGACAAUCUAGCCGACAAUGUUAGGAAUGAUUACAAGAAGCGAAAGCUACUACAAGAAGUCACCAUUAAGAGUUUCAUGCUAUCAAAAGGUCCUCAAUUUGCUACUACUAUAAAGAAAUUAGAGACAGAUUUGACAACUGAAAUGCUUCUAAGUGGAUCAUGGAAGACAUUAGAAUUCAAACCAUACAAUUUUGAUGCAUUAGGACAGCCACCAGAAUGUGGACACCUCCAUCCGCUCUUGAAAGUCCGCUCCGAAUUCCGGGAGAUCUUCUUAGAGAUGGGAUUCACUGAAAUGCCAACCAAUCAAUACAUAGAAAGCUCAUUCUGGAACUUCGAUGCUCUGUUCCAACCCCAACAGCACCCUGCCCGAGAUGCCCAUGACACAUUCUUCAUAUUGGAUCCGGCUACCACCACAGAUUUUCCAAUGGACUAUUUGGAAAGGGUCAAGAAAGUUCACAGUGAAGGUGGCUAUGGUUCCCAGGGUUACCGCUACAAAUGGAAGAUAGAAGAAGCACAGAAGAACCUGCUCCGUACUCACACGACGGCGGUGAGCGCGCGAAUGCUCUACAAACUCGCGCAGCAGAAGGAAUUCACUCCGCAGAAGUAUUUCAGUAUUGAUAAGGUGUUCCGCAACGAAACAUUGGACGCGACUCAUCUAGCGGAGUUCCACCAAGUGGAAGGCGUGAUAGCGGGAAGAGGACUAGGACUGGCAGACUUGGUGGGGACUUUGGACGCUUUCUUCCGACGACUCGGCUUCGACCGGCUGCAAUUCAAGCCGGCGUACAACCCUUACACCGAGCCCAGUAUGGAGAUAUUCGCAUACCACACAGGGCUCGGCAAAUGGAUAGAGAUCGGUAACUCAGGAGUGUUCCGACCUGAAAUGUUGCUUCCCAUGGGUCUGCCAGAAGACGUGUCAGUAAUCGCUUGGGGUCUCUCCCUAGAGCGGCCUACGAUGAUCAAGUACGGCCUAGACAACAUCCGGGACUUGGUCGGACCGAAAGUGGACCUGCAAAUGGUCCAAACCAAUCCUAUAUGCAGACUUGAUAAAUAA
Messenger RNA from Chilo suppressalis (striped riceborer), 1476 nucleotides. The record is from the annotation of a GenBank genome assembly. NCBI's taxonomy places the organism in Eukaryota, Metazoa, Arthropoda, Insecta, Lepidoptera, Crambidae.